UCACACACCCUAGUAGGAAACAUUGGAGCCGGAAAACGCGCGUUUUCUUUCUUAACAUGAGAGUAUUGUUCAAUCAAAAGUGUUAUUUUGAAAUUUUUCAUUUCAAAUUAUUCUUAAUUAUGAUGGUUUGCGUAAAACUAUCAACAGCACCAAGCUUAGACAAUCAAUUCCAACGAAAUGACAAUAUGGAUGGAGAAGAGAUACAGAUUACACAGAAAAGAAAAAGAAUACAAAGUGAACAAGACAAAACCAGACCUGAAUUGAAAAAGCAGAAGAAAGGCAAAAAAGGAAAUACGAAGAACAUGACAACUAGACGCACCAUAUAUAGCUCAUAUGUAUAUGGCUAUAUAUGUCAAAAGAAACAGAUAUUGUAUUCUAUAAUACAGGAAUUAAUAGAAAUCAUUUUCUAUUUUGAGUUGAUUUGUUAUAUACAUGAGUUAUCAUAUUUGCAAGGAGUUUCAUCAUUCUUUGUUCCUGCAUGA
Messenger RNA from Mytilus trossulus (common blue mussel), 482 nucleotides. RefSeq lists its product as uncharacterized. NCBI's taxonomy places the organism in Eukaryota, Metazoa, Mollusca, Bivalvia, Mytilida, Mytilidae. Bases 57 to 482 code for a protein of 141 amino acids. The record is from RefSeq and is a predicted model, not a curated record. The transcript has 4 exons.